AUGAGACAUAAUCCCCACAACAGCUCAGAGUUGCCAACUUUCACCCUGACAGGGCUCCCAGGGCUGGAGACCUUCCAACACUGGAUGUUUUUGCUCUUUGGUACCCUCUACAUUGUUCCCAUUGUGGUCAAUGCCCUUAUCCUUUUCAUUGUCAAGGAAGAGCAUAGCUUGCAUUAGCCUAUGUACUACUUCCUGUCCCUCUCAGUUAAUGAUCUAGGUGUGUCUUUCUCCACACUGCCCACUGUGUUAGCCACAUUUUGCUUUCACUUAAGGAAGAUCAGCUUUGGUUCUUGCAUGGCUCAAAUGUUUUUUAUCCACCUCUUCUCUUUCAUGGAGUCUGGGGUCCUGCUGAUUAUGAGCUUUGACUGCUAUGUGGCCAUCUGUAACCCACCACGCUAUGCCAUCAUGCUCACAGAUACCCGUGUUGUACGCAUGGGCUUGCCUGUCAUCAUCCGCAGCUUCUGCAUGGUUUUCCCACUGCCUUUCCUUCUAAAGAGGUUGCCCUUCUGCAAGGCCAAUGUACUGUCCCAUGCCUACUGUCUGCAUCCAGAUCUGAUCCUCCUUCCCUGUAGUGACAUUACCCUCAAUAAUAUUUUUGGUCUCUUCAUUGUCAUUUCUACCUUUGGCCUGGACUCUGCACUCAUUCUCCUCUCCUAUGUGCUCAUACUGUGCUCUGUACUCACCAUUGUAUCCCGGCAGGAAUGGUUAAACACACUCAGCAUGUGUGUGUCACACAUGUGUGCUGUGCUCAUCUUCUAA
Molecule: messenger RNA, 759 nt
Organism: Balaenoptera acutorostrata (minke whale)
Lineage: Eukaryota; Metazoa; Chordata; Mammalia; Artiodactyla; Balaenopteridae
Product: olfactory receptor 51I1-like
Biological process (GO): G protein-coupled receptor signaling pathway
Cellular component (GO): membrane
Molecular function (GO): olfactory receptor activity; G protein-coupled receptor activity
Source: RefSeq, a predicted model, not a curated record